UUAGUCACGUGAUGGAAGAAAACAUGGCUUCUUGAAUCGAGAUUUGUCAACGUUUUGGUAAAAGUAGAAAUCCUACCUACUAACACUGAAUGUGAUUAACAAUCUUGUAAAUUACAAAUCAUCCAGUUCAUUUAAUUGAUCGUUAUACAGUUCUACUUUCGGUUUUUCGCAAUUCUCAGGAAGAUGGGUGAGCAGACGUCCUCGACACCAGUCGUACGGAUAGCUAACAGUAGCUAGCUAAGCUGACUAACAUAUGUAUGUAGACUGUAUCAAGCACCACAUUCAACCCAGCAACAUGCCUCCUCGAAAAAAGCGAGAGAACAGAGACACAGAUGAUGGUCCCAGGAAACGACGACGAGCAGUUGAUCAGGAAGAGGACAGAGUCGUCAUCUCAAACAGCGACGAGGAUGAAGACUUCAGACCAACAUCAUCAUCAUUAGAGGAGCGCAAACGGGAGAAGGAGAGUAAAACACGAUCAAACGAGAUGACUGAGGAAGAGAUGUUGGACCUGGCCAUGAGGCUGAGUGAACAGGAGGCCAACAACACUGCUCUCAGGCAACGACAGGAGGAGGAGGCCAUGAGGAAGGCCAUCGCUGAAAGCCUCUACGCGGACAGCCCCACUCAUCCCCACUCAGAAUCUCUGCUGGCGGAUGGGAGCCCUACGCAGCAAUGUCAGAGUUCCCCUCCGGAGGCAGAGAGCAGCAUACAGCCCCCCAGGCGGAAGCUCUCUUACCCCAACCUUGGUGUGGCUGACAGGGAGGGAGCCCACGGUGUAGGUGUUAAUGUAGGGGUGGCUCUCCCAGAAACCAGGAGGAGGGGGAAAAAGGAGGGAAGCCCAUUACUAGAUAUGCCUGACCUGUCUCAGACCCAGAAGUUCUACUCCCAGUCUUCUCCCCUUAGCCAAUCUUCCACCUCCAUGCCUCUCUCUUCACAGGAGGAGGGGUCUUCUCUAAAGAACCCUUUCGGAGACCUUUCAGCCCAUGUCGAAUCUCAGGACCGCAACGCCACAGAGAAUGACUCCCAGUCCCAACUCAGGAAAAAGUCUACAGUUCCCUCAGCCAGCAAACUCAUCCUGUGCCUGCAUAAGCUCAGCCAGGACCUCCUAGUAGACUGUCAGGCCUCUGGGUUCCUACUACGUUCUCAAGAGGGUCCUCCCAGUUUAACUCUUUCCACAAAGUCCCAGAUGUCUCAGUCUUCUCAGCCAAAGAGCCCUACAUUCUCCAAAAGCCCUGUGUUCUCCAGGACAGAGAGAGGUGCAGGCGAGGAACCAGGCCAAGGGAGUCCCCCUAUGUUCUCUGAGACUGAUUCAGGAAAGGAAGAAAAAGAGGCUAGUCCAACUUUUCCUAAAAGCGCCAUGUUCUCCAGUAGUGAUACAGGAGAAGAAGAGAAAGUGGCAAGUCCCACCUUUCCCAGAAGCCCAGUCUUCCCCAGAACUGAUAAGAUAAGGGACCAGGGUCCACAGAGCUGUAUUGAAAGUGUCUCUACAACAGAAGACUAUGAGGAUAGAGACAGAGAGGAUGUGAAGAGCAGCGAUUCCUCAAAGUGCCUUCCACCACACCUCAGAACAACCCUGUCCCUGAACAAGAGACUCAUGCCUAUAAGGAAGACAGUUGGAGUUGCAGACAAAGUUGUUGACCAAGAGGAACGUGAGGGUGAGUCCUCGCAGAGCGCUGUAAACAGGAUUAGCACGCCUGCAAUGUUUGCUGCAGAAGAAGACCUUAAUUCAGAGGAACUUGCGUUGGCUUUGGAGACUCAGCCAAUGCAGGAGUUAACCAGUAAUAUGGCGCUACGCUGGUCAGAUGAUGACGAAGAGGAAGACGGUCCUGCAAAGUCGGCUCACUCGUCUAGCACAGUCUUCCCACAAGAGAAUGACCUCCCACAACCAAGCAACCAGGGUCGCUCCACAAACACCCACUACCACCGUUCCCCUCCACACAUACACAGCCCCUGCCUCGUCCCCAAGAAACGUACUCACACCUCCGAAGACUCCGUGUGUGAGGAGGGAGAUAGCCAGUCCAAGCGCAUCCGGAAGAAGUUCACCUUCAAGGCCAUGUAUGGAGCUCCCUCCCCCUUUCUCCCCAGACAGGCUGCAGGUAGAGGGAGCCAGGAUGAGGCACAAGCCGGAAACCCCUCUUCCCACCAGCCCCAGGCCUCUUCCAGCCGCCUCUCUCCCCCCACAGGCUGCCAGGGGGAUGGGGCAGGAGUGGUGUGCUACUAUUGGGGCGUGCCUUUCUGUCCGCGAGGUCAGGACCCAGAUGCCUACACGCAGGUGAUCAUGUCCCAGCUGGAGGUGUAUGAGAAGAGCCUGAAAGAGGCCCAGAGGGGUCUGCUGAGGAAGGCAGGCUGGGGGGAGCCUGUCCUUCCCGGGCCCCCAGAGAGACCCUUCUCCAGGAGGGGACGCCCCAAGAGACACAGGGCCCCACGACCCCUGGAGGAAGAAGAAGAGGAGGAAGAAGAGCAGGGAAGGGGAAAACAGCAGGAAGAGGUAGUGGCGGUGGUAGAGGAUGAUGAAGAGGAGGGAAGGGGAAAACAGCAGGAAGAGGUAGUGGCGGUGGUAGAGAAUGAUGAAGAGGAGGGAAGGGGAAAACAGCAGGAAGAGGUAGUGGCGGUGGUAGAGAAUGAUGAAGAGGAGGGAAGGGGAAAACAGCAGGAAGAGGUAGUGGCGGUGGUAGAGAAUUAUGAAGAGGAGGGUGAGAAAAGGGAGAGGAGGCUGUCACGGUGGGGGACGGAAGAGGGAGGGAGGAGAGGAAGACUGGAGUGGAAGGACUGUCAGGCACUGUUUGUGUCCACUCCCGAACAAGAGGAAAAAUCGCCCUCACCUGUAUUUCAUGUAGAAUCCAGUCAACAACUAAUUCUACCUCGAAGGAGACUUGGCCUUAGAAGAGAAGAGAGAAGACCAUCACAACUGCCUGACCCACUGGAGAGGGAAAAGGAAGAGAAUGAGAAGAGGGAUGAAGAAGAGGAAGAAGGGAUGGGGGAGGAAGUGGUGGAUGUCGGUGGUUUAGAAGUUCCAGAGACCCAACUCAGUGAUGACGGCACCCAAAACCUGAUGGUCACCAGCCCUGCACAGCCCCAACCAGAGAGGCAGUCCCUGCCUCAGAUCCAGACUUUUCUCUCACCACCCCAUCGUCUGGAACGGCGUGUAGAGGGGAUGGAGGUGGAUGAGGAGAGGAGGAGUGGCCCUGUUAGGAGCCCUGCUGGAGGAGAUGUGAGGAUGGAAAUGGAGGAGACAGGAGAGGUACAGGGUGGGGUCCCAGAACCUGCACCCCCUCAGAGCCCCAGCAUGGACUGUCCCAUGUGCAUGCGCCCCUUCCCCCUGACGGAGAUUGAGAUGCAUGCUGCCUACUGUGACGGUAGUACCGCUAACAUGGAGGAAGAGGAGAUGAUGGGUCAGGAGAGUCAAUCACAAGUUGCAGUGAAGUCUCAUAGGAAGAGGACCAGAAGGGGAGAGAUAAUUGGAGAGGAGCAGCCCAGUUCUUCUGGCUCUGGCAAGGCAGUGCAAGGAGAGAAGUGCUUCCUGUGUCAGCAGCUGUUUAAUCUCAGGGACUACGAGAAGCAUGUGGAGGACUGCAUCAGGAACCAAGAAGUGUCCAAGGUUGCAUCCAGGGCCGGACAGAGUGGAGACUUGCUGAGCGCUUUGGACCAGACCGAGCACAGAGAUUCAGGGACUGCUAAGGCCGGACCAUGUGAUAUUGCCUUCAGGAACCAACACAGUGGCCUGAUUGAGGAUCUGGGAGAGUCUGGGGGAAGUGGGGACAUCGCUGUCCCAGGUUUCAGAGUGAGCACCUCGCCCAUCCGAUCCUUCACCUCCAUCUCAGAAGCCACAGACUGCCUUAUUGACUUCAAGCGCCAGUACUCUUCCUCUACUUCCUCCUCUUCCUCCUCCAGGCCCAGACAAAGAGGGAGGAAAUUCAAGAGGAAAUUCAAAUGAUAGUUUACUAAAAAAAUUGAAAAUACUGUUAACUGCUUUUUUUAUACCGCUGCAUAUCUUUUCUUUGUAUUGUUUGUUACACUGAAUCGAAUGAUACAAAUUUGUGUUAAUAUGGGAUUAAAUAAUACUUG
This is a messenger RNA of Coregonus clupeaformis (lake whitefish), 4062 nucleotides long. Its product is annotated as BRCA1-A complex subunit RAP80. The record is from RefSeq and is a predicted model, not a curated record. Bases 254 to 3931 code for a protein of 1225 amino acids. Gene Ontology annotation, molecular function: K63-linked polyubiquitin modification-dependent protein binding; histone binding. Gene Ontology annotation, biological process: positive regulation of DNA repair; double-strand break repair. The transcript has 17 exons. NCBI's taxonomy places the organism in Eukaryota, Metazoa, Chordata, Actinopteri, Salmoniformes, Salmonidae. Gene Ontology annotation, cellular component: BRCA1-A complex.